Messenger RNA from Linum tenue, 745 nucleotides. The record is from the annotation of a GenBank genome assembly. Lineage: Eukaryota; Viridiplantae; Streptophyta; Magnoliopsida; Malpighiales; Linaceae.
CCGCCCUCUCUCUCUCUCGUCACUCUCAUUCUCGCCUCUCUCUCUUCCUCUCGAUCCUUCCACUUCUCUCUUCCUCUUCCAGAAACAAAUCAAACCAUAGCCACCCUCUCUUCUCCUCUUUCUUAUCUCGUCUCUCUUCCACCAUAGACCGAAACCCUAGCCAUCAAUUAACACCGCCGCCGCCAUCCUCUCUCUGCUUCGCCCCUCUCUCUCGUUUUGCCCAUCUCCUUCACUCUAAAAAAAAAUGAAAACCGAAGGAGAGGGAGGCAGCAAAACUCGACUCCUCCUUUCUACCAUCCGUCGUGGCCGCCCUAUCGCCAGCCGAGGAAUCCGACCACGACGGACCUAACUCGGAGACUUCCUCCCUAGAUGUUUUGGUUUUGUGCGAGGCGGAAGGGAGAUCGACGACACUCAGACCUCGUCGGCAGGGAUGGCGAGCCUUGCCGCCGGCUAGAAUGGGAGGAUGGCGCCGGCCCCAGAAUCCGCCGGCAACGAACGCGGCGGUGGUUUGACGACGGCUAAGGCGGGUUUUGAAAAAUGGGCAGAUCUAGGUAAGGAUCACUCUAAACUGAGUUUAGUAUGACUGGGGAGGUUAAACUAAAAUUAAUGGACUAAUGAGAUUUUUAACAUAGCUAUCGGGUCUGGAUUCCCAAUAAAACUGGUUAUGUAUGAGUUUGUGUGAAUCGAAAUGGUAUUUUUUUGGACUCCACUUAGUAUGGCUAGAGGUUAAAAAUAUGAAAAGGGG